AUGUUGCUCCCAUCUUGCAUCUUGGCAUCGGUCCUAUGCCUACCAUCGGCUUUUGCUUUCAAACAUCACAACAGGACAGGAAACCACACUCAUUUUCAUGGCACCGAAACUAUCCUUCUGAACCAUCAAUCUGUGCAGCAGCCUGCCAAACCACUACCUCUUGGCCUUCUCCAACUGAAUCAAACGUCUAUCUCCGCCAACACCAGCUUCGUUCCUACUGUGGUUACUCCUGCAGUACCAGCCACGUCUGGCACGGUCGACAGCACAGUUUUGGUUAUAGCACGGGACACAACCUCGGCUUAUUCGGCAUACUCCGGCCUAAAUGAUCGAGGAAUCCCAUACUCUGUCUUAACGGUACCUCAAGCCGGUGCCGCUCUGCCAAGCCUUAAUGACACAACAACUCAUGGAAACUACGGACUCAUUGUUGUGUUGUCAGAAGUCAGCUAUGACUAUGGAACCAAAGGAUAUGCGAGUGCUUUGACAAGUGCUCAAUGGCAAUCUCUAUAUGCUUAUCAAGUUGCCUUCGGUGUUCGAAUGGUGAGACUCGAUGUAGCUCCAUCAGCCGACACUGGAACACAGUCUCUUGGUGCGUGUUGCACUGGUGAACAGUUGGUCUCAAUCUCAAACGCUUCUGCUUUCCUCCAAGCCGGUCUCAAUGUUGGAGCUGGGCUCACCACAAAAGGAUUAUACCAUUAUCCUGCCAAAAUCACCAACCCAAAGAUCGCUUGGGAGAUUGCACAAUUUGCUCCAGCGACAGCGGACAAUAUCACUACCACUACCACUGCAGGUGUCAUAAAUGUCAUUAAUGGGCGACAACAAAUGGUUUUCUUCAUGCCAUUUGCAACAGAUUGGUCAUUGACCUCCAAUUUCCUCCAACAUGCAUGGAUUACUUGGGGAACAAGAGGCUUAUUUGCGGGAUGGCGUAGAGCAAUGUUGAACACACAAGUUGAUGAUAUGUUCCUCGAGACACCCAUGUUCGAUACCGGAGAAAACUUCCGUUGCUCAGCUGUUGAUGUUGCCCAUCAUGUCACUGUGAUGGCAGGUAUCAACAAGAGACUCAAUCCAGGUAGCAAUUGGUGGAUUGAGAUUGGACACAAUGGUAAUGGCAACCUUGAGUCAGCCGAUCCUUCUGGAAGCGACGUAGUCUGUAACCCAGGUCCAAUUGAAUACCCCGAUCAAAUUGAUACCCCAUUGGAGUUUGCUAAGCCCUUGGGCUCAGGUUCAAGCAUAUGGCCCGCCAAUGCAUCUCUUGAAUAUGGCAACUACACUCUAGCAUGCAUGAAAAAGGACCCAUUGCUCGUGUGGUGGCAGCAACCUGCCAACCUCAACGCUUUCUCGCACAUCUCUCACACCUUCUCUCACGAGGAUCAAGACAAUUCUACCUACUUUGAUGUAGUGCGAGAGCUCACCUGGAACAAGGCUUGGUUGGAGCAAUCUGGAAUCUCAAAAGCUAAGAAGUAUAGCGGCACUGGAAUCAUUCCUCCUGCUAUCACUGGUAUGCACAAUGGAGAUGCUUUGAAGGCUUGGUAUGAGCAGGGUAUUGUUCACGUGGUUGGAGACAAUACCAGAAAGCCUCUUCUUAAUGCUGAUAACGAGCACUGGCCUCUGAUGUCUACAGUGGCCUCAAAUGGAUAUGCAGGUAUCCAAAUCACACCUCGUUGGGCCUCCAACAUCUACUACAACUGCAACUACGCCGACUGUGUCGUAGCCGAAUGGAAGAACGUUUCCAAGGGAGUAGGAGAUAUGUACACCAUCCUUGGCAUUGAGCAAGACACCAACACCCGACAUCUGCUCGGUCUGCACCAUGACCCAUACAUGUUCCAUCAAGCCAACCUGAUGUACGAAGAUGCGGAUUACUACACCAUGUCCGACGAUAUCACCACCGUGUACUCGCUCAUGGAAGUCUGGGUCGAGACCGUGAUCCGAGAAUUUAUUAGACUCGUCAACUGGCCCUUGAUCACACUCAAGCAUGACGAUAUCAACGCCUCAUUCCGAGACCGAAUGACUCGUGAUGCAUGCAAGCCCAAGAUGACCUGGGACGUCAACCCCACCACCGGCGCCAUCUCAGCCGUGACCAUAACCUCGACCCGCAACAUCUGCUCCGUCCCCAUCCCCAUCACGGUCCCAGCCAGCGUAACUGACACCCAGAACUUCGCCACCGAGCAAAUUGGUCAUGAUCCUUUGACCAUCUGGGUCAAGAUGGCUGGGCAACCAGUUACGUUUACUCUGAGCAAGCCGGUUUCAAUUUACUAG
Messenger RNA from Mollisia scopiformis, 2253 nucleotides. RefSeq lists its product as uncharacterized. The transcript has 12 exons. The record is from RefSeq and is a predicted model, not a curated record. NCBI's taxonomy places the organism in Eukaryota, Fungi, Ascomycota, Leotiomycetes, Helotiales, Mollisiaceae. The coding region runs from base 1 to 2253 and encodes 750 amino acids.